Messenger RNA from Penicillium verhagenii, 849 nucleotides. RefSeq names its product OPA3 family protein. Gene Ontology annotation, cellular component: mitochondrion. The record is from RefSeq and is a predicted model, not a curated record. Gene Ontology annotation, biological process: regulation of lipid metabolic process. NCBI's taxonomy places the organism in Eukaryota, Fungi, Ascomycota, Eurotiomycetes, Eurotiales, Aspergillaceae. The transcript has 2 exons. The coding region runs from base 1 to 849 and encodes 282 amino acids.
AUGUCGCUGACAUUAAAAUUAUCGUCUUUGGCGAUUCGCACACUUUCUAAACCAAUUGCGACCCAACUGAAAGCCCAAGCGCGUGAACAUGAACGCUUUCGCAAUAUCUGUGUGUCAAUGGCGCAAGCUCUCCACAAGUUUGAUAUGCGUCUACGGAUAGGCUCCAUCCGCGACAACACGGCCUCCCAGCGCCAGGCUGCCGCCGAGGCGCAAGCGAAAAAGCACAUUCCCACGUCCCCGACAGCGAAGACCGAGGCUGAGACGAAGGCGGAAGAGCAUGCAAUAGCAAAAGCCAAAGCAGCAGCAGAGGAAGCGGCAAAGCCACACAAUUAUCGCAUUCGCCCCCUCACUGAGUCAAAGGCAAUCGAGUCCGGUGCCAACUUCAUCAGUGAAAGCUUUCUGUUCCUGGUGGCAGGCGGGUUGAUUAUUUUCGAGUCAUGGCGAUCUCGUCGGAAGGAAAGUACUCGUCGGGAAGGUGUGGAAGAGCGUCUCGCUGAGCUAGAGCAGUCUGAGAAGAUGGCAAGAGAGGCUUUAGUUGCCUUGGAGAAAGAGCUGCUGGCCCUGCAGGUUGCCCGUGGUGAAAAGCUCAAGUCGACCCAUCGCAUUCUACCCCGGGCAGUGUGGGCACAGGAUCCGGAGCUAGAGGAGCCAGAGGUAGAGCAGACCUGGUGGUCAAGUGUCACUUCAUAUUUCUCGUUUGGCCAAGAGUCAUCAAAAACACCACAGUUGACUUUACCACAAAGUAUACCUCAGACUCCAGCGACGCAGGACUCAAAUCUAGCGUCUUCUGUUAACAAAAGUGCUACAUCUGGGCAAGUUCAAGCUUCUGAGUCAAAGAGCUCAUCUUAA